Messenger RNA from Diaporthe amygdali, 1185 nucleotides. Its product is annotated as capsule polysaccharide biosynthesis protein. The transcript has 2 exons. NCBI's taxonomy places the organism in Eukaryota, Fungi, Ascomycota, Sordariomycetes, Diaporthales, Diaporthaceae. Gene Ontology annotation, molecular function: glycosyltransferase activity. The record is from RefSeq and is a predicted model, not a curated record. Bases 1 to 1185 code for a protein of 394 amino acids.
AUGGAUUCUCACCUUUACUCUAUACCGAAAGGCAUUCACGCCAUUCCAACACAUGAACUUGAUCUCAGACCCGACUCUGAAGUCGACGCUGUACUGCUAAACCCACCACCGCCCUCAUCGUCUUCAGAAAAGAACAUUUGGCUCUUCUGGCACUCGGGCUACAGCACAAUGCACCCGUAUACGCAACGCACCGUACGUACCUAUCACCGGCGCUUCUCUUCAAAAGGCUGGACAGUCCGCGUAGUCGAUCGCGCCGCAGGCUCUCCUUGUAAUGUGGCCAACUACCUCGACAUCGAAGACCCAGAAACCUUCCCCAAGGCGUUCCGCGAGGGGACCAUCACAGGAACAUACGCCUUGCAACACACUUCCGACCUCGUACGCUGGCCACUGCUCCUCAAGUACGGCGGUGUCUACGUGGACGUCGGGCUGAUGCCUAUCGGCGACCUGGACCAACUCUGGAACGCGACGGUGGGCGAUCCCAACUCGCCAUGGGAGAUCCUGAGCAACAACGCCGGCGGGCCCGACGAUUACGACCUGACCAACUACUUCCUAUGCGCCGGUAGGGACAACGCAGUUUUCCGGCGCUGUCACAGACUCUUACUGGCGCUCUGGGCCGAGGAUGGCGGGAAAACGAGCACGGAGGGCAUGUGGAAGAACCCUCUACUUCGGGGCCUUCCACUGCUAGGCCAGAGCUUGUCGGACCAGGACAGCAGGGAUCUAACCGACUAUAUCAUCCAGGGCCAGGUGAUGCGCAUGGUCUUGGCAUUGGUCGAUGAGGAGGACGGCUGGAAUGGGCCCGAGUACGUCACUCGGCACAUUUACUCAUUGGAGUACAUGGUCGGCUCACAGCUGAUCAACGAGAUGACGGCGUGGGACGGCCCCAGGGCGUUUGAGCUGAUGUCUCUCAAGCUGCCCGAGCCAGGCGUGCCCGAGACCGAGGACCAGAAGCUGGCCAGAGAGAUAGUUGAGGCGUGUCUGUCGAGGAGUUUUAGCUUCAAGUUGGCUCACGGCAUAAUUGUUCGAGUGGUUGGUGAGACGCUGGGGUCGCUGUGGAAGGCGAACCAGGGCUCCGACAAUGUCCCUGGGACUUAUGCUCACUGGCUGAGCUUUCAGUACCCGGAAGCGGGCCUGGGAAACGGGCUCAAGUACUCCAACGCUGGUCAAGUAUCCCUCAAGGAUUCAUAG